Monomorium pharaonis (pharaoh ant) is the source of this 2654-nucleotide messenger RNA. Its product is annotated as probable G-protein coupled receptor CG31760. Gene Ontology annotation, cellular component: membrane. Gene Ontology annotation, biological process: G protein-coupled receptor signaling pathway. The record is from RefSeq and is a predicted model, not a curated record. NCBI's taxonomy places the organism in Eukaryota, Metazoa, Arthropoda, Insecta, Hymenoptera, Formicidae. Gene Ontology annotation, molecular function: G protein-coupled receptor activity.
GUAAUCAGAGUAUUGCGAGGCCAAGGGGAUCAGUGGGAUAGUCGGGCAAGAGCACGUGGUGUUACUGCAAGCUUUUCCUUGAACGGAAUUGGUUUAGUGCCAGAGGAAACGACGGAUUUAUAUCAAGAAAAUGAAGAGCUUAAGGAGGAAAUUCAAAAGUUGGCUGCGCGAAUUGAAUUUAUGAAGAUAGUGCACAUGGAGAUGCAUAAUCGACACAUCAAGCCAAAGAUGGGCGGUUAUUUCAGCACGCACGGUCAUAUUCAUGGGCAUCCGUCUGUCGGUCAGAGUCCCAUCGCUAAAAGCUCGACAGCCAGCUUUAUUCUCAAACAGACAGCCGUGGAGAGAGGUGCGACGGCAGCCGCGGCUGCGGCCGUCGAAGACUCGACCUUUCCGUCCGGAAGUCUACAUAGAGCGCGAAGAUCGGAAAUGUUAAGAGAGAGGAAAGCAGAGAGGGAGAAGGAGCGUGAAAAAGAGCGGAACAAGGACAAGGAACAGGAGAGAUCGCGAUCGAGUGGCGAGAAGGUUUGACUAGUGGUCAAUAGCGAGGAGCAGAUAUGGUUGUGACAAAGACAGUGUCCUGACGAAAGUAGGAAAACGCGAAGAAAUAGGAGAAAAAGAAGAAAAAAGAAAUUGGAAAUAUGCAGGUUGUAUUCUUUAAAAGAUAGGAGACUACCUGUAUUUGUAUGAAACGCUAUGUAAUUAAAACUCAUCGUGUUUACUGUCUUCGUGCCGUUGUGAUAGUGAUAUCUUUAUAUAUAAUUACUAGAUGUAUAAUAUAUCUCUUAAAAUAAAAACCUUUAAUGAGAUGCGCGAAAAGCGGAAAGUGACAGCGACGACGAAUAUUUCGUGUCUCUGUUUAUUUUUGUAAUAGCAGCUGUCAAGAGAAUACAAUUCUAUUAUAAAUCAAUAUUUUGUUCUUUUAAUAUGGAAAACGCUUGAAUACUGUUAACGCAACGGCAAACUGGAAAGAAAUUAUUUAAGGAAAUUAUUUAAAGGACAGAGACGUUUUGUAUUGAAAUCGAACAAAACGAUCGAGAUAAAAUCACGAUAUUAAGCUGUCACAAAAGCACAAAACCUGCGAGCGAGUUUGCGAGUUGUCGUCGUCGUCUUUAAUGAUAUAGUUCGCUUUCCGCAAGUGCCGCACUACUUCGUUGUGAGAGCAUCCGAUAAACCUGUAAGAAAUGCUUAACUGAGUUAUUCUUUUUGUUAAAAUCAUUUAUACACAUAACAGUGUAUAUAUAAAAUAAAAUGCAUGUGUCUUUAGAUUUAAUAAUUUUUUUAAAUUCAAAGAAAUUUAUGUUUUGGAAUAGUCAAACUAAAUAUUUAAACUAAAAAAUACAAUUGUGUUAUUUUUUAAAUAACUAAAUUCAAAUAAUUUCAAAUAAUAACAUAUAUGUACAUAUAUUUAUAGCUUAACCUUCCGUCUGUACAUUUAAUUUCACUAACGGUCUGACUUCUUUUUGUCUUGUCUCUUUUUUUUAAUGUUAAAUAUAUGCAAAAAAUCUGAAAAAAUUUCUAAUUACUUUUGAGUGAUUACAUUUUAAAUUUUGACAAUUAUUUUGGUCAUUUAUUAAAAUUUUUUUUAUAAUAACAAUUUAAAUUUUCUGAGAUUGAUAAGAAAUGGAAUUCCGUAAAAAAAUUCAUAAUUUAAUAACAAAUUAUUGUUAAGAAAAAUUCUUUUGAGGUUUUUUAGAUUAAAAUAUGACUUAAAAAAAGUUGUUCUAUAUGUGUCGGUUGCAAAAAGUAUAAUUAUUUGCAUGACUGAAUAUAAGGUAUUUUUCGGGUAAUAAAAAUACAUACAAUAAAAUGAUAAUUUUUUUACACAAAUCUUUUUUUUAUUAUAAAAAAUUAUAUUAUUAGAAAAAAACUUAGGUAUAUACAAUGUAGAAUGAUCAAAAUUGAAGAAAUAAUAAUAUUAACUAUGUUUUUGUGCGCAAUCUAAAUAGAAAAUUGUGCGAUGAUUGUCGCAAAUUGGCUCGCCACAUACAGUAGGCGAAGAACGGCAAAGAACUUCAAAAAACAUUACAUAAAAUUCUGCAAAAUAUUCUGCAGAAAAAUUUUGAAAGCAAAAACCUUGUACAAAAAUCUAUAAAAACUGCAGAAAUUCAUGCACAAAAAUAUGAAAUUUUUUGUGUAGUAAUUUUUGCAUAAUUUUUUCCUACGGGAGAAUAUUUACGGUAUUACUAAUUUUAGUUUUAAUUACAUUAUUAGAAAAGAGUUGUAAGUAAACAUUAAAGAAUAUAAUAAUAGAGGAGAAAAAAUUUUUUGAUCUAAUUCAACCUAAAUGAUAUACCUAUAUUUUUACAGAAUAUAUGAUUAAAAUAUUGAUUACUGUGCAUUCAUACCAAGUUUAUACAAACUAUAAUAUCUACUUUAUUACUACUUUUUAGGUGGUAUUCGUAGUUUUAUCAUAUAUUUAUUAUUUAUAUAUUAAGAUUGUCGUUAGUUUACUGUCACUAUAUCAAUGAUUUCUUAUAUUAUAAAGCAUUAAAAAUGAACUUAAGAGAACUAUCUUCAAUGUUCAAUUGUAAGAUUGAACUAUUAAUAUUAAAUUUUCAUUUCAAAAUAUUAACUGCUGUGCGCACAUAAAAACUGUUAUAAAAAAACUGUUGCUCCCUAAUAUGAGAAUGAAAUAAAGGAGAUUAUAAUAUAAA